This is a messenger RNA of Cotesia glomerata, 2385 nucleotides long. Its product is annotated as tenascin-like. The record is from RefSeq and is a predicted model, not a curated record. NCBI's taxonomy places the organism in Eukaryota, Metazoa, Arthropoda, Insecta, Hymenoptera, Braconidae. Bases 652 to 2307 code for a protein of 551 amino acids. The transcript is spliced from 8 exons.
AGUUUAGAUUGUUCGAGAACAAAUUUCUUGAUAAAACCAAUUUUAAUAUCAAAAUUUUUUGGACGGAUAUUGUUAGAGAGAUGAUUGUAAUUGAGGUAAAAAAAGGGUUAUUGGAAGUGAUGGUGUGUAUAAAGAUAAGACACGAACGCGUUGAAUAAAAUGAGAAUAGAUGGUGACUAGUAAAUUUAUCAGAAUAAGAAGACACGGUAAAAGGUUGUGCCUCAGAUAAUGUUGAGAUAACAUUAAAUAGGCGUUGACGAUAACCUUUACCACCCGGAAUCUUACAUUGUUAUAUAAUACUAUUUAGAAUCAGUGUCAGUCAUCAUUAGACGCCCCGCGAAUAUUCUCAGAUUAUUGUUCCCUUGUUUACUCACCAAUCUUCGAAUAAUAUCCAUUAAGUAUUAAUAAUUGACACAUUAGUUAUUCGAUUUGUAAUGAAACAUUCCAAGCUUUAAUGAUACUUAAUGGCCUAAAAAUAAAAGUAAUUAAUCACUAAUGGGAUUGCCGGCUUAAAGUUUGAGAAUUUCUAAGAUAACGUUUCGAAAUUCUGAAAAACAAGUUCAUUAUUGUAAAAGGUAAUCAUCGUUGAUUAGACGUCGGAUUUUUAGAACAAAGAAUUGAUGGCUUUAUAAGACACAUCCUAUCAGCUAGAUGUCAUUAGAAAAAAUGAAGAUUCUAGUGAUAGCACUUGGCUUGUUGAUGGUGGCUUCAAUCCUCGAAGCCUACUUUUAUGAUCCCGAUUCUCCGUUUCAACUUGCAAGAACUGUUGGGGAUUAUUGUGAUCGUCGACGUAGCUGCGAGGACGUCAGAAAUUCCGAGUGUUUUCGAGGUAAGUGCAAGUGUCUGCCGAAUUACCAGCGUUCGGGACCCUGGGAUAAAUCAACCUGCAAAGGGAUAAUAAACGCGUUUUGUGAAUCCGACGAUGAUUGCUUACAUUCGGACGAGGUCUCCUGUAUCUUCAACACCUGCCAAAACUUCACAAAGUUCCGUGAAUCAGAUGCUGAAGUGAAGAAACUUUACCGAGCUACUGUAUUGAGAUCAUGGUGCGAGACUAACGAGCACUGCAGCAACCUGAUUGACAGCAUAUGCGUUGGAGGAAAAUGCGACUGUAUUGACGGCUACGGGAUUAAUCAAAUAGGAAACUGCGACCCGUUGGACAGAAGGUAUUGUGGGGAGCUCAAAGAGUGCUGGACGGAUAAAGUAACGUGUUUUGGAGACUACUGCAUGCUGCCAGAGGAGUUCUUCGUGGAAUCUAAUACCAAGAACAUCUCCGCUUACAUUGCUAACAAUAUUGGUGAUGCCUGUCAAACGGACCGUCACUGUAGAGAUUUAAGUGACACUCGCUGUCAAAAUGGCAAGUGUAUAUGCGAAGACGAUCAUCAUGAAAGUGCGGGCAGAUGUUGGUACUUCCCAACGUACAAGAUCCAACGCAACUACGAAAUUACUUUUUUAGCUGUCAAAAGUUCGCUUAAGAAAUGCACCUCCGACUCAGAUUGCGGAAACAAGCCAAACCUUCACUGUUUCAAUGGCAGGUGUGUCUGCUCCAAAGGGUUUCAGCUCCAAGAUAACGAGUGCCAAGAAAUGACCAAUUCGACUUGUUCCGAGCAUUAUGAAUGCUCGCAUGGAACUAGGUGCUAUAUGAAUACCUGCCGAUACGAUAAUGAAUUCUUCAGCUCUGAUGAUGCUGACAACUACACCUCAGCAGGUGGGCAGUUAAAUUGUUGGACUGAUCACAAUUGUAGUGACAUGAACAACACUGUUUGCUUUGAGAAUUCUUGCAUAUGCAAAUCUGGUUACACACUGGACUUCUGGCAUGAUAAAUGUCAAAAAUGGCCAGUGAUAACAUGCGUUGAUGAUGAGGGGUGUACAUCGUAUGGUUACGGUGAACAGUGUGUCUUUGGGGUCUGCAAGUUGAAAUCAGAGCUGUACUUAAACCCAACAAGCAUUGAUCUUGAUGUAUACGUUGCAAAACAUCACUACAAUUUUUGCGUUAAUGAUCAUCAUUGUCGUGAUUUAAACAACACACGUUGUCACAACGGAGCGUGUGAAUGCUUGCCUGGGUAUGAAGUCGUCUUUAAUACCUGCCAAAAGAUUAUUGGAAAGAAUUGUACCACCGAAGGAGAAUGCCUAUUACCUGGAGCCUACUGCUUCUUCGGCACCUGUAUGAUGUAUCAAGACUUCUUAGCACUUCCUAGCAACAUAACCAGCACCCAUGCCGCGGAAUAUAGGGGAUUCUGUCAAACCCUCCAUCAUUGCCGCAAUGUUGAAAACGCCAUGUGUAAGAAGAGCAAGUGUGAAACGAUUUAAUGAUCAUUAGCAACCUUGCAGUCACUAUGUGACUGCUGUAACUUUUGAACUAUAAAUAAAUAAAAUUUGAUUUAUUAA